AUGGCUCGUUUUCGCGAUCUGUUCAAUCUUCGAGCUCGACGUCGCCUUUCGAACCAAUCAAGCGAAACAUCAAGCUCUAGUAGUCGUAGUGAUGAUGAAUCAUACACUCCCGAUCCGUAUACUUCGGAUCAAUUUUGCAAUUCAUUCUGGGGUAAAACAGGAUAUCAACAAAUUCUAAAAAGAAGUAAAAUGUCAGAAAAGAUGUUACAAGAUUUAGAAAAUUUUUAUAAAGAAAGAGCAUCGAUUGAAUCCGACUAUGCUAAACGCUUAACUCGAUUAAGUAAAUCUAAUUUAUUUGAAGCGAUUGGAUACGAAGGUGAUGGACUUAAUCUUGGAUUAGAGCAUUUACGGAAUAGUACUAUAAGUUCAGCUCAAGCUAGGGCCGAUUUAUCUAAAACCAUCAAGAAGGAACUACAACAGAAAGUCGCCGAAUUCAUCGCUAGACGUGAGGGAGCUCGAAAAAAUCCCCAAGCAACUAUCGAAAAACUUCACAAGAAAUUGAUAGAAUUGCAGUCACUUCAAGAAAAAGCUCGCAAGCGGUUUGAAGUCGAUGCCAUUGCCGUAACUGCCUACGGAGCUCAGAUGCAUCUUGUUCAAGGCCGAGAGAUGGAUCGCGUGUCAGCCAAGCUAGAUAAAGCAAAAAGCAGCAUUGGCCUAGCAGAAAAAAAGUAUCAGGUCUUGACAAAGGCCUUGCAGGAUACCGUCCAGGAAUGGACCCUUCAAUGGAAAUUGUUUUGUGACGUAAAUACUCGUGAAUCCUCCUCUUGA
Messenger RNA from Melampsora larici-populina 98AG31, 768 nucleotides. RefSeq lists its product as uncharacterized. NCBI's taxonomy places the organism in Eukaryota, Fungi, Basidiomycota, Pucciniomycetes, Pucciniales, Melampsoraceae. The record is from RefSeq and is a predicted model, not a curated record. Gene Ontology annotation, cellular component: mitotic actomyosin contractile ring, proximal layer; plasma membrane; cytoplasmic side of plasma membrane. Bases 1 to 768 code for a protein of 255 amino acids. Gene Ontology annotation, biological process: cytoskeleton organization. The transcript has 4 exons. Gene Ontology annotation, molecular function: phospholipid binding.